UUCUAAUUUAAGUCAUACGGGUCAUUUACUUUUAACAGCUACUACUGUUUACAAACAGAGUCGGUUAUUUCCGACUGUUUGUUAAAUGUUAAUCGCAGAGAUCAGGUAGGGUUUCUUGCAGGCCUCUAUAAAAGCAUAAAAAUGGACACAUCGACAUCUACUGAUGAGCCCAAUGUUCAGGAUGUCGAAGUGGCACCAGAUUUACAUGAUGCUGGUGUGCAUUGUGAUGGCAUAUAUAUGAUGAGGAAAUAUCAACUGGAAUUGGCAGAAAAGGCAGCCACGAAGGGUGUAAAUACAAUUAUAUGCUCACCAGCAGGCUCUGGAAAAACUUUGACUGCAUCUUACAUAAUUAUUGAUCAUUUAAUGAACGCAAAAGGUGCAAAGAAGAGUAAAGUGGCAGUUUUGGCUAAAACAACUUUUAGGGCAAGCAACAUGCUUGAACGCCUAUGUGGUUAUCUUCCUGAGUUUGUAAAGAAAGUAAUUCUUAUUGGAAAGAGCAAGGAGAACUGGGAUCUGAAACGCUUUGCUGAUGAAAAUGAUAUUGUUGUGAUGACACCCAUGGUACUUCUGAAUAAUAUCCAGUUUAAAGACUUUCAACUCAAUGAGUUUUCUCUUUUGAUAAUUGAUGAAUGUCACAAUACUCGCUGUGGGGAUUACUAUAGUCUUAUGCUCAAGUACAUCCAAAUGAAGUAUAAAAAUAAUGGCAUGCAGUCACAAAUGGAAAGCUUACCCCAGGUUGUUGGUCUUACUUCCUCAAUUGGUAUUGAGAAAGCAAAGAAUUUAGAACAAGCUGUUACUAGUAUACUUACACUCAUGACCAAUCUUGAUGUAUACAAACUGUCUGUGGUAGAAUAUCACAUAGAUGAUCUAAAAAAAUUUCUACCAGGACCAGAAAGUCCUCCUGAAAAACUAGAAAAACAAGAAGAGGAUGAAUUGGUUAAAAAAAUUAAUUCAAUAAUGAUGCAGCUUGAAAAACAUAUGGAGAAGAAUGCACAGGAACUGAACAAUCAGAUGGUAUUAGCUGUGUUAAAAAAAAAGCCAUCUGGCAGAAAAAGCAAAAGUUAUAAGGAGUGGGUUGUUCAGUUGAUAAAUGCUGUGAAAACAUACCCUAUUGUUGAUCCAGAGAGUGAGACUAACACGAAUACUCGAAAUCUGAUAAUCAUUUGUGAAUAUUUACAGGUUUACAACUUAGCAUUAGAGAUCCAUGAUUUGGUUGAGCUUAAAGAUAUAAUGCCAUAUUUGAAAAAGAUUUUUGAUAAAUUUCACAACUACAGAAAUAAAACUCAAGAAGAAGCUAUGCUUUAUGGCUAUUUUGAAGAUUUUAUUAAACUUGUUGAUAGUUGGCAGGGAAAUGAAAACACAAAUCUUACUACCUUAUCCAAAACUUUAGAAGAGAAUUUAAUUCCUGAAGAAUGUUCACGUGGAAUCAUCUUUGUCAGUACUAGAUUACUUGCAAAAGCUCUAGUGUCUUGGUUAAACAGAAGCAACAAAAGUUUUUUAAAUGCUUCAGUUUUUACUGGAACAUGUGCAAAUGAACAUCAGGGAGGAAGAUCACCAAUGGCACAGAAACAGAUUAUUGAACAAUUUAAGACUGGUGCAAUUAGACUUCUUGUAGCUACUCCUGCUGCUGAGGAAAGUCUUGACAUUCCACUCUGCAACUUAAUUAUCCGAUAUAAUUAUAUUGGCAAUGAAGUUUCUACUAAGCAAACACUAGGAAGAUGUAGAGCAGAAGGGGGAAAAUCUGUUCUCUUAACUAUGGAAGAUAUUUUAAAACGAGAACUAAGAAACAUCCAAAGAACAAAAUUAAUUUCUGAAGCUAUUAGUGUAAUUGAUCAAAUGGAUGUACAUGAAAUUAUACAGAGAAAUAGUUAUUUUCAAUUAGACAUGAUUAAAAAGGAUGAAAUAGCUGAAGCUGAGAGAAAGAUGCAUAAAAAAGAUCCAAAAGAAGUUCAUUGCACUAUGGUUUGUUUCCUUUGUCGACAAGUUUCAAUAGAUUGCUCUCUAGUGCGGACAAUUAAAAAAAGGCACAGAAUCUUUCUUGAUAGUGACCUACUAAAAAGUGGUAAAGUGAGGUUUAAGCCUAAUAAGCCCAAGACAUCGGAUGAAGUUGACUUUUUAGGACCAGUGCUAUGUCAGGGCGAAAUUGAAGGAAAAGGAGUAUGCGGGAACGCAUUGGGCUCUUUGAUCAUGUAUCGAAAUGUAAAAUUCCUAACAAUGGGAAUAAAGGCUUUUGGAUUUUGCAUGGGCACAAAUACAGCUCUACAAUACUUUAAAAAGUGGGACAAGGUGCCAUAUAAUUUUGAUGAACUCACCCCAUAUGACACCAAGAGUUAUCUUGAAAGCUGUAUGGAUGGAGAUAGUUUAGACCAGUGGCCAGCAACAACUAGUGCUGGACACAUGCCAGCAAUAACUAGUGCUGGAGACAUACCAGCAACAAGUAGUGCUGGAGAGAUACCACCAACAAGUAGUGCUGGACAUAUACCAGCAAUAACUAGUGCUGGACACAUACCAGCAACAAGUAGUGCUGGACAUAUACCAGCAAUAACUAGUGCUGGACACGUACCAAGAACAAGUAGUGCUGGACACGUACCAGCAACAACUAGUGCUGGACACGUACCAAGAACAAGUAGUGCUGGACACAUGCCAGCAACAACUAGUGCUGGACACAUACCACCAACAAGUAGUGCUGGAGAGAUACCACCAACACGUAGUGCUGGAGACAUACCACCAACAAUUAGUGCUGGACACAUGCCAGCAACAAUUAGUGCUGGACACAUGCCACCAACAAGUAGUGCUGGACACAUACUAAGAACAAGUAGUGCUGGAGACAUAUGUGGCAUGUAAAAUGGUUAAGUUUUUUUUAUUCUCAUUUAUACUAACAUUAAAUGACAUUCAACGUAAAAGAAAAGCUUUUUGAAAAAUAUACUUUCAGUUUAAUGCACACAUUUUCUCUACUAAUGUCCACUGUUAGAGUUUUGAGCCAGUCAUUUUUUACUCAAUGACAAACAAAGAAAUUUAGCACAACUAGCAUUAAAAUAUCAAGCUUUGUUUAAAUGAAGAAACUCUUUAAAGAUUUAAAGGAGGAACAGUAACAAAUCAGAUACACAAUGUUAGACAGCUUACAAAAAUAUGAGCAUCCAAUAAAUCAAACAUCACUUUUUGCUUUGUACUGCUACAGUCCAGUAAGGUGUUUUCUAGUUUGUGAAGCUUUUUGCAUGAACAGUUAUUAUUUCUUAAAGCAUAAAGUGUAGAACUGGUGCUCUACAAAAGAAAGUAACUAUUAUCUCUAUGGCAACCCUAACAAUAAAAGAAUUUGAAUUCAGCAAAAUCUUGGUAAUUUAGAUCGUAAUUAUUUUUUAUAAAUUUUUACAAAUAAUUACAUGUAAAGAUGCAGUAUUUAUAAGUAAAUGCUAUUACCAAAAAGUUAAAAAAUUGUUUUCCUGACAUAUGCUAUCAAUUAUCUUUAUUUUUCUCUGCUAGUGCUUCUGUAUUCUGUAUUUUUGCUGGCCUUAUGUUCAACUCCCAGAACUAGGGUGCUAGCUUUUUCUGACCCCCCCUACCUGCACAGAUUAUCCCAGCUUGGUUAAAUGAUUCAUAUCAUUCAUAAUCAAUAUACUUUAAAAUUAAUCAUGCAUUUAUUUUUAAAAUUUUAAUAGCAUACAUAAAAAUGCUAAUUUUAGUUUUAAAUAGCUAAGGAAAACAAUAUUUGUAACACCAAAUAAUAUCAAAGAAGUUUAAAAUUUUGUAAGCAUAAUUCAAGAUUUAAAAAAUUAAAGGUGGCCUCUUAAAUAGAGAUAGAUCCAU
Physella acuta is the source of this 3804-nucleotide messenger RNA. RefSeq names its product antiviral innate immune response receptor RIG-I. Gene Ontology annotation, cellular component: cytoplasm. The record is from RefSeq and is a predicted model, not a curated record. Gene Ontology annotation, molecular function: ATP binding; nucleic acid binding. NCBI's taxonomy places the organism in Eukaryota, Metazoa, Mollusca, Gastropoda, Physidae.